This is a messenger RNA of Magnolia sinica, 1018 nucleotides long. Its product is annotated as short-chain dehydrogenase reductase 3b-like. Bases 117 to 980 code for a protein of 287 amino acids. The record is from RefSeq and is a predicted model, not a curated record. Gene Ontology annotation, molecular function: oxidoreductase activity. NCBI's taxonomy places the organism in Eukaryota, Viridiplantae, Streptophyta, Magnoliopsida, Magnoliales, Magnoliaceae. The transcript has 2 exons.
ACAAACAACAAUCAUAUUUUUGGAACUUGACUUAUAUAGUGGUUUUCACAAUAUGAUCGUUUUAAUAAGAGUUAAUGUAAUUCUACGCAUACAAAUUCUGAGCGCCUGAGUUUCAAAUGUCAUACACUGCAGAGUAUCAAAUAACUCGCAUUCCCUAUUUCUCGGUCUCCCAACAAGCACACGGGCAAACAAUCAUGUCGUCGGAAGCCAUUUCCCGCAAGAGGUUGGAUGGGAAAGUGGCCAUCAUCACAGGUGGGGCCAGCGGCAUCGGUGAGGCCACUGCACGGCUCUUUGCAGCUGAAGGUGCACGUGCGGUGGUGAUCGCAGACAUCCAAGAUGAGCGAGGCAAACGUGUGGCUGCAUCCAUCGGCACCGAUCAGUGCAUAUACUUGCACUGUGACGUGGCAGAUGAAGGCCAGGUCAGAUCAAUGGUGGAACACACAGUCCAAACCUACGGUCGCCUCGACAUCAUGUUCAGCAACGCUGGCAUGAUUAACCUGACCCAGACCAUCUUGGAUAUAGACUUGGAAGCCAUGGACCGUCUAUUCGCUGUCAACGUAAGGGGGAUGGUUGCCUGCGUCAAGUACGCAGGGCGGGCCAUGGUCCAAGGGCAGAUCAAAGGGAAUAUAAUCUGCACCGCUAGUGUAGCGGCCACGGUCGGCACUGAGGUUCGGACGGACUACACCAUGUCGAAGCAUGCGGUGCUGGGGCUGGUUCGAUCGGCUAGUAUCCAGCUCGGCAGACAUGGAAUAAGGGUGAAUUGCGUGUCGCCGUAUGCAGUGGCCACGCCACUGCUGUGUGGGACGCUUGGAAUGGAUGCAGAGGCUGUGGAGAAGAAGUUCUCAUCCAUCCCAAAAUUGCAAGGGGUUGUACUGAAAGUCGAGCAUAUUGCUGAUGCUGUGUUGUUCUUGGCUACUGGUGAGUCUGCAUUUGUGAGUGGACACAACCUGGUGGUUGAUGGUGCUUUCCUUGCUCGUUGAUUGAUUUGAUCGAUCACUACCGUUGAAAUUUGUUUGAA